UAACAAAUAUAUUCUUCAUUGGAUAGAUGGGAAAGUUAUGCUAACUAAUUCCCCAUCAAGGAUUGAAGCAUUCGCCGGAGAAACAGUGAGAUUCAACUGGAAUUACACUGUCGGUGACAAGAACAUGGACUUUGGAUAUUACGUCACUUCGCCAGUCUGGUACUAUUAUAACACUGAUGGUACUAAGUCGGUCAUAGCAGUUGAUGAUGGGCYGCAUGGUUGGAAGUGGACGUUAAGUCGACGAACAUGUCCAACAAGGCUGUUGUAUCCUACAGUUCGCAUUAGUAAAGAGUCAGUCGCUACUUUGGUGAUUUCUAACGUCACAAAGAAUGACAAYGGAUGGUAUGGAAUAUCUUUGGUGCUAAGAAUAUCUCCUUCAGUCACUAACAAAGUGGAACUUAUAGUUACAGAUAAAAUGGCUCGUUUUACUAAARUGCCCUCGAGUACUUUGUUUGUGGCAAGGGGUAAAGCAGCGCGAUUCGAAUGGAACUAUACUUACGAUAACCGGAAUAUGGAGUUCUAUCCAGAAUCACCCAUGUGGGCCUAUGUUGACCAAAACAACCAAUGGAUUACCAUAGCAACGGUAAAGAAAGAUCCGUCAUCGUCAGCGGUCAUAAAUACGACAACAUGUCCAGCAAGAUUGUUGAAUCCUACUCGAGUCAGAAUCGAGCAGCCUGCUACUCUGAUCAUCUCGAAUGUAACUGAAGCUGAUAAUGGGAUAUAUGGCUGCAAGUUGAGGUUAAGAAGAGAACUUUCAAUAAACAGCACAUCCACGCUGGUUGUGACAGAUCAUCCAAAGGUUUUGCUAUCUACAUUGGCGACAAAGAUAAUACAAGAAGGUUCUUCUUUGAACAUCAGUUGCAGUGCAAAUGCUUCCCCAGUACCUUAUGUGACCUGGAUGAAAAUAGCACCCAAGAAAAGGCUUGUGAUCUCUAAAACAGUAGGCUGGAGUUUCUUAAWAUUCAUGGAAAUCAAGAGAAACCAAGGUGGUACUUAUGAAUGCCAGGCAACUAACAAUCCAAAUGAGCCUCCAGUGACUUCAAAGAUCAAUAUUUUGGUGAUUUAUUUUGAACAUUCUUCCAUACGUCUUGAUAAGAAUGGUGAAGCACAGAUAGUUGAAGGAGAAGACCUGAAUAUCACCUGUGCAAUAAGCCCAAUAUGGCUUGACAAUGUCAUGUGGGUUCAUGUACCCACACACGAGUCCCUAAAGUUAGAAAGUGUUAAAAUUAUUGUUCUUGUUGCUUAUAUCGCGCCAGGUAAAAGAUUUCCACAGACUAAAAGACCAAACAAAAAAUCCAACGACAGUACAGAUGCAACAGGGCAAAUCAUCUUUGGUAACAUUAAUUCUGAACCACCAACUGCAGUCCAAUCAGAAUCGAUGACGAAUACAGACGAAACAGUCCAUGGGCAUUACGCAGAACUUACGAGUAACUCUGUCAAGAUGUCAUCACUACAGAACUACGAGCAUCUUGAUCCCACCUGCCGCGAGCAGCACCGCACAAAAGRCUUCCAAACGUUUGGCACUCACCAGCAAAGCAAGUACGAACAGCUUCACUUAGGCACUUCUUUGUCAGCUUAUCAAAGACUACGCCUCAAAUACGAAGACAUUAAAAACUGA
Messenger RNA from Actinia tenebrosa (Australian red waratah sea anemone), 1618 nucleotides. RefSeq lists its product as uncharacterized. The record is from RefSeq and is a predicted model, not a curated record. NCBI's taxonomy places the organism in Eukaryota, Metazoa, Cnidaria, Anthozoa, Actiniaria, Actiniidae.